CGGGUUUGCUGGCCUUUUUUGACACUUGAAAGCAAAGAAAUCAUCUAGUUGCCGCACUUACAGUUACAGCUACACAGCGUUGUUCCUCUGGGUUGAUUUAUGAUUUGUAUAUUCAGAAACGAUUGAUGGAUAACAAAAGAAAAAUUACUGCUGAAGAAGUGUUAACCAAAAUCAAAGACGACGGCGAUUUCGAUAGGCUUCGCCUCAAGAUUGUACGCAAACUCAAAGACGAUGUAAGCCCUUUUGUUUUAAGCUGCCCAGAUGCUUAAAUCUGUUUCUAUUUAGAGAUAAAGUUGCUAUCUUUGAUUCGUUUUUCUCAGUUCAGGCAAUGUGUUUGAUAUCUGAUUUUGAUGGUUAAGAAUCAUUGUGCUGGAAUUGGUGUAUUUAUGUGGUUUUUAAUUUAAACUAAGGGAAUGUAGAUUACAAGUAUUUUGGUGAUGGGGAUUAGUUAUUGUUGUUGAAGGACUGAACUAGUAGCAUGAUAGGUCCUACUUUGUGAUGAUUAUGUUUAAAACUUACUAAAGAACUAUGGCUAAGUUUGAUAAUGUACCUAGUUACGUUAAAUUAGGGAUACUUUAUCCUGGUUGAACAUUUGGGGGUUUACAAGGAGUGGUUGUUUAGAUAGAGGAACUGGUUCUAUUGAAGUUCCCUGAACCAAGAAACUAAAACUUUGCCUCCCCAGUUGGAAUUUACCAGCUGAGAAAUACCUUGUAUCAGAGAGAAGACUGUAAUGGCUGACGGUUACAAGACUGCACAGGUUAGGAGAGGAUCAUGGCAUAAAGGGGUUAUGACGCAGAAUCAUUUCUUUUUUCCUAGUCCAAUUGGUAUGAAAAGUCAUCUUGGUUUCAUUGGCAUUAUUAGGAACUGCAUUUGAAGUUCUUUUGUUAAGGGCUUUCAGUGUACUGGAUUUAUUAUCAUCUGAAGAACUGGCGUUAGCUUUCUUUUGUUUUUGUCUUUCAAGAGAGUGAAAACAAAUACGACCUCUUUACUUAUUGGAAUGACCUGUCGUGUAAGAAUAUAUGUACUUUAUGAUUGAUGAUUUGGGAAAAAAAGACACUUGAUAGAACAGCCAUUCAUGAUAUGUCCGAGAAAAUUAUCUUUCGUUCCCUUUCUUACACAUGGAAACUGCAUCUAAUAUUUACUUAAAUUGGCUAAUCAUUUGUAGGGAGAACUCCGAAAUAGCAUCAUAUCAAUGGUUAAACAAUCAGCUGCACUUAACCGUCUGGGUGCUGAAAGUAUGAAACCUCGGCAACUAUCUGAUGCCAUACAUAAAGAGAUCGGGAGCAAAGUCAUGAACCAAAUAUCUGAUGGUAUCUGGACAGUACUUAGAUCCGGUGAUCAGAUGACUGGCGAAAUAACAGAAACUGUACAGACAGUAUAUAGCAAGUUAUUGAACCCAAAGAUGAAUGAAAUUGGUGGAUCAUCAUCUGGCUCUGUUCUUACCCCUGUUCACGAGGGACAUCAUAAUCAAUCUGUUGCUACUUCUCACAAUGAAAUUCAUGUCAACCAGUUCGAGGGGGAAACAAAUGAACCGCCAGGGUUCAGCCGGAAUGAUCGAAAUUAUAGCAACGAAAACAACAGUGUUGAUCACAUUGAAGAGAGGGAAAGGAUGGCGAGGCCGUGCAAUGGUGAAGUACCAGUUGAAAGGGAAAAGACGACCUCCUCAACUGAUGCAUUGGAGUCCAGUCAGGCACUUCCGCAUGUUCCUGAAGCCGUGGAGGCCAUGGAAUCAGAGGAUAAUGAUGAUGAUGACCCUGAUGUGCCUCCAGGAUUUGGUUAAUGAGCUGUCACAAUUUGACUAGUUUCUGCGUGAAACCUAUCUAAAACUUCCAUGGAACAUGGCAGGUUGUUCGUUUGUUUUGCAAAUAUUAUUUAGCUACUAAUGUAUAUUUUGAAGAGUUGAGGCAAGAAGUUAGGAAGCAAUUAUGCUAGGCUUUUUUCUGCUAGGAUAGCAUAGGCUAUCGUGUGGCUAUUGAUGGCGUUCAACUUCUGUAGAGAUUGUUUGGAGCUUAGGGCUAUACUAGAUCCAUAAAUGAUGGAACUAACUUUAGUAAUCUCCACUGGAUGUUUACUGUAACCUUUAAGCUGUGCAUACAGUUUUCUUUCUUAAUGGUUAAAGAAAUACCAUUGCUUUAUCUGAAGA
Oldenlandia corymbosa var. corymbosa is the source of this 2143-nucleotide messenger RNA. NCBI's taxonomy places the organism in Eukaryota, Viridiplantae, Streptophyta, Magnoliopsida, Gentianales, Rubiaceae. The record is from the annotation of a GenBank genome assembly.